Acaulospora colombiana is the source of this 1311-nucleotide messenger RNA. NCBI's taxonomy places the organism in Eukaryota, Fungi, Glomeromycota, Glomeromycetes, Diversisporales, Acaulosporaceae. The record is from the annotation of a GenBank genome assembly.
AUGAGAUUCACAUCGUUACUACCAAUUUCCUUCAUCCUCUUCAUCAUCUCUAUAAUUUCGAUUCCUGACCAAGCGUUCGCUCUGUCCUGUCGUGAUCACUACUAUCCAUUCACUCACAAAUCUAGCAAAAAAGUUAGCUGCGCUAUUACAGAAAAACAAGAGUUCGAUCAGAUUAAAUCAUCAUCAAAUGCCACCGCUUUAGCUCCUAAUAAAGCAUUCAUAAUUGACUUUCAUUGUGGUGUUAACAAUGCAACGCUAUGCGCACAGGCACAAAGUGCAUUUAACGCUGUAGGUGUGAGAAUUGCUUCAGUUAUUCAAUUUAAUACUCCUUUAAGGGUAAAUGCCACCUUCACGAAUUUUUGCACCGCCCUCGGUGAAUGUCCAACCCCGGGGGGAGGAUUGAUUCUAGGAUCGGCUUCCCCCGCAAGAACAAUACCGUUACAAGACAGCGAUGGGGUAAUUAGGUAUUAUCCCCAAGCGUUAGUCAAGCAGAUGCAACUACCUAACCAUCCAUCAUUCGGUCCAUAUGACAUAACAGCAUUCUUCAACACUCAGGCGAACAUGUUCUUUCAAGGCGAUUCGACGAUUCAAUCCGAUCAAUUUGACUUCGAAUAUAUUGUUACACACGAAUUUAUUCAUGGACUAGGGUUCGCGUCGUCUUGGAGAAAUUAUUUAACCGAUACUCCUAUACUGUUGACUCCACUCCCGGAUUUUCUAAACGACGUCACCAGCGAUAAUUCGCCCGUGGACUUUACGGGUUUUGAUGAGUUGGCCUUUGAUCGAUACAUGCAAUUAACAGAACCCGGAAAAGCUCCAGUGAUGAUGACUUCAUUAACUAAGAAAAUAAAUUCAUUUACAAAAAUCGGUACUCAAUUCGCUACAGCAAAUGACUUGUUGAAUACCUUCGCCAACUCCCCACAAUUUAAUCUCAGUCAACAGCUAAUGUUUGAUGCCGAAACUCCGCACACAAUGAGUUUCCUGACGAAUUCUAACGAUUCAGUAACCCUUGAGACAAAAUUAAAUCCUUUUGAAGAUGGUUCCAGUGUUAGUCAUGUGGAUACACUUUAUAAAUCAACGUCCGAUUUUCUGAUGGCAUUUUCUGCCUUCAACGGUGUCACUUUAGAUGAAGUUAUAAGUAAAACUAAUGGCACUUCAGCAUUAGGUCCAAACUUGCUCAAAGUACUUGAGACGUUGGGCAUUGACCUUAUGGCAAUACGUGUUAUAACUGUGCCGUUGGAAUUCCAGAAUGGAGCGAGUUUCAUUUGGGAAGAAAUUACGAGGGAUGGAAUUUGGGAGAAAUGGUCUACUUAG